Molecule: messenger RNA, 1385 nt
Organism: Mustela lutreola (European mink)
Lineage: Eukaryota; Metazoa; Chordata; Mammalia; Carnivora; Mustelidae
Gene: C1QTNF6
Product: C1q and TNF related 6
Exons: 3
Coding region: 216-1013 (265 amino acids)
Molecular function (GO): protein binding
Source: RefSeq, a predicted model, not a curated record
GGAGGGAGCAGAGAGGAGGGGAAGUGGGAAGCCAGCUCAGCCCGCUCCCUCCGCCUUCCCUUCCCUCCGCCUCUCUCCCUCCUUCUCUCCCUCCCUCUUCGGCUCAGCCCGGGGGUCUGGGCCAGCAACUAGCAGACAUGGGCCAAGGAGCCAGAGACUGCCCAAAGGCCGGGGGUCUGUGAGCUGCCGUGGAGGCCACUGGACACGGGGUCACCAUGGGGAUAGCUUCCCUGGACCUCCUCUGUGCAGGGCUCCUGCUCCCUCUCUUGGUGUGUGCGGUCCCCACAGAGGAGCCCUCCUCUGGGGAUGUGGUGGCCUCGGGUACCCCUGGGUACUGUCAACGGUGCUGUGACUCUGAGGACCCCCUGACCCCUGCCGAUGAAGCAGUGUUAUCUGCCUCUCCAUCUGCCCUCCCAUACCUGCUGCCUGAGGUCAGGCCCUACAUUAACAUCACCAUCCUGAAGGGUGACAAAGGGGACCGAGGCCUGCUGGGCACUCCCGGGAAGCUGGGCCGAGAGGGUCCCCGGGGGGAGCGUGGCCCGCAGGGCACCAAGGGCGCCAAGGGGCAGGCGGGCAGCCCCGGGGCCCCGUGCCAGACGCGCUUCUCAGCCUUCUCGGUGGGCCGCAAGACGGCCCUGCACAGCAGCGAGGGCUUCCAGCCGCUGCUUUUUGACACUGUCUUCGUCAACCCCGAUGGCCACUUCGACCUGACUGCCGGUCACUUUGUCGCCCCGCUGCGUGGCCUCUACUUCUUCAGCCUCAACGUCCACAGCUGGAACUUCAAGGAGACGUACGUGCACGUGGUGCACAACGAGGAGGCGGCCGUCAUCCUCUACGCGCAGCCCAGCGACCGCAGCAUCAUGCAGAGCCAGAGCGUGAUGCUGGCGCUGGCGCCCGGGGACCGCGUCUGGGUGCGUCUCUUCAAGCGCGAGCGGGAGAACGCCGUCUACAGCGAUGACGUGGACACCUACAUCACCUUCAGUGGCCACCUCAUCAAGCCUGAGGAUGAUUAGUGGUCCCCGGUGGGGCAGCCCCGGCCCUGGGGUGGGGGGAACUGUGGGCAAAGUUGUCCUCCAUGAAGUGGGCCCCCGGGACCAAGCAUUCUGGAUGGGCUUCCUCUUCUUUCCUUCCCUCCAACAUCUCGCUCUCUCUCUUCUCUUGGACUAUUUUAAGAAGAACCUGAAUAUUCUAGAACUUUCCCAGCCUGCGAACGCGGCAGAUUCUGAUUCUGGUUCUGAAGGGGGCGGUGUCCAGGGCUCUGCACGUAUAAGAAGUUCCUGGAUGUAGUUGGUGCUAUUGGUCCAGGGACCCCCCUUGAAUCCCGAUUCUAGACCUUUCCCAACAUUCUGGAAUCCUCCAAACAUUCUAGACUCUUGCCAAAUCCU